AUGAUCAACAGAAACACCGUACAGCCCUUCACGUUGCCUAGAUGGAUCAUUCUGAUGGAAGAGUACCCAGAAUUCAAAAUCAUCAACCAGCUCGUCCAUCAACCAGACACCUCUGUCGCAGAUGCACUCGACCAAUUCUCCCGACUAACGUCUUCUCUCAUCAACACAGAGAAUGCAGAUCCAGUCGGAGUGCAUCCAUGGCACACAUUCUGCUCCCUCAUUGAAGUCGCCAAGCGAACAGGUCAUGACAAACAAGCCAAGUUGGUUGAGUUUGUCGUUAGCUUGCAAAAAGUCAAGGUUGUAAACCCUACAACCGGAGAGCAGCUCAAGAGCGGCGGCCAGCUUCUUUGGACGGAGAUGCCAACUCUUGGCUACACUGCCGCGGAUGAUUGGAAUGAAAUCGAUGUAACGGAUGCAAAUACUGUCCCCGAGGUGCUACAUCGAUACGAGAAUUUUAUCGCUCUACUUGCACGAAUGAGCUCCGCUGCUCAUGUCGACUAUAGUGACUCGACAGUGCCUGAAAUGGACUUUUCGUUCUGGUCCAUGAGGGCAUUCAAGGAAGCAUUCGAGGGUCACACCCAACAAGCUCCCGCCGACGCGGCUGUUUUCGACCGCCGUGGAGAUGACGCUGGAACUGUUAUGACGCAAGAGAUGUGGGAGAGUUGGGAGGAAGCUUUGCGUGGACUUCUGGAUUCCUGUUCCCCGGGUUCAAUUGGGCUUGUUGACAGGGCUCUUUCACGCAUGAAGGAUGCUCGGGGAACUGGCUUGGCAAAUAGGUCAACUUAA
Molecule: messenger RNA, 786 nt
Organism: Pochonia chlamydosporia 170
Lineage: Eukaryota; Fungi; Ascomycota; Sordariomycetes; Hypocreales; Clavicipitaceae
Exons: 3
Coding region: 1-786 (261 amino acids)
Source: RefSeq, a predicted model, not a curated record